GACUCGAGGAGUCCAGUCCUUUGGCUUCAUAGCCUGAAGAAGGUUGACCUAACAGACAGGCUUGAUGCCGUACCUAGCAGCCUCAAUAACCUUGAAUGUCUGCUCUUUCUCCACGGGACUUGGUGGUUCUUGUACUUGCAGCAGAAUUCAUCUACUUGGGUUGGAGUAAAAAAGAGAGAGAGAUGUUCUUCGGAUCAAAUCCUCGGAUCAAACUUGAAAGAUCAAAUCCAAUGCUCUUAGCCGAGAGCAGUGACAAGCCAGAUGGUAGGUUGCCCGCUGGCAUGAGCCGAACUACUGUAGCAGGGUCCGAUCCAUGUCCCCCGGCCGUGCUAGGAACGAUCCGCGCACACACCGCGCUACUGGGCCAUGACUCUCGCCUAGGAGGUCUAGCUCUACGGGUUUAAUAUCAAGAUGCAUUAUUGGCGUGAAUCUUGAGCCAAUGGCCUUUCCUGCCAAGGAUGUCAAGAAUGGGGUUCGCGUGGGAGGUG
Molecule: messenger RNA, 488 nt
Organism: Trichoderma asperellum CBS 433.97
Lineage: Eukaryota; Fungi; Ascomycota; Sordariomycetes; Hypocreales; Hypocreaceae
Source: RefSeq, a predicted model, not a curated record